AUGCGUAUAAAUAUCAGAAAUCUACAAUUUGGAAGAAAGACUUUGCUGGUUGGAAUACUCAUAAUUUCUAUCAUCUGGGGUGCUAACGCGGGUUGUAAUCUGCUCAUGUGCACCAAAUCUGAUGAUACCGUGGCAGUCGCAGCUGCUAAAGAUCCGGAGGAAUUAAAAAAAGCACAAACUUUUAUCGUCACCCAAUGCCCUGGAGUAACCAGUGUUACUAACUGUGAAGUGGAUUGCAAUGGACCGUAUCAUCCAGGUGCAACACAAGCAUAUUUUAUCUGGAGGAAUUGCCAAGAUAAUUUCGCUGAUUCUUUUAAUGAUUAUAUAUGUCCUCAUAAUGUUCUGAAAAUAUGUAAAUUAGGUUAUGAUCCAGAUUACCCAUUCAACUAA
This is a messenger RNA of Funneliformis mosseae, 390 nucleotides long. The record is from the annotation of a GenBank genome assembly. Lineage: Eukaryota; Fungi; Glomeromycota; Glomeromycetes; Glomerales; Glomeraceae.